AUGACGUCUAUUUUGAAAAGGUGCGACUGGAAGUAUCGUUGCAUGUUCCUCUGGCCUUGACUCUGGGUGGCUUCCUCCGGUGGAGCUUGACUAUUUACAACAAUAUAAUGUGAAGCCUAUCUGACGCUGCCGUGCAACACAAACAGGCAGACUGGGAGUCAACCCGUCGGUAGGACAGCUUUUUAUUGUUUUCCCUCCAGAAUACGAUGCGUGUCAGCUCCACUCGGGACUUCUUUUGUGCGUUUUCCCUAUAAUGUUGGCAAGUGAUCGUCUGCUGUGUGCACUGCAGUGGUGCGCAGCUUCGCCUGGAGAAACACCUGUGCGCCUCUCCUCUCCACCGGCCACAGCCACGAAUGUUGAGUAGAGAACUGAUCACCCUAAGGCGCGGUGUCUGUCUGCAUUUGUCUGAGAGAACGAGAGAGGGAGCAGCACAAAUGCCGCACAGCCAGACACCAUGCAAGGAGAACGCUUCCCUCACUGCAGAGUGUUGAAAUGUUAGCACUGAAGAGCGAGUGUGUCAGAUCAAAUCAGCAGACUUACGUUUACAUUCGGCGGGGCGGUGAUAAGAGCUGCUUGACACCAGACCCACUAACGCCCUGUGUGCAGUUUAAGGCCCCUUACAGUUGCGAUCAGGAAAAUCAAGAAAAGACGUGUUGACUCUUCCAUCAGCACUUUUUGUUACCCUUAACGUCAGAUUCAGCAAACGAGAAACGAGCCGAGAUGGAGUGGUCGCUGGAGAGUGUGAGGGAGAUGGUGGCCGGAGGGAUGCAGUCUGUGAGGGAGUGUGAGAUCUGUGCUUUUGCCAUAGCCAUGUGCGUGCUGCUGCUAUUCAUGUGGUAUUGUUACAGGGUGGGCCGGGAGCACGGCUCGAGCCCCCUGCGUGGGAGAUAUCUGGCCGGGCCUGGCCGGAUUGGUGGCGUUGUGGGGGGCUUCAUGAGCUCAGACUGUCGUGGCAGGGGCAAAGGGAAACAUGGACUAAUGCUGGAAGAGCAGAACGGUUUCGCAUUCUGCCAGUCGUCCGAGUGUUUCCGCUGCACCAGCGCUGGGGAAAGCCUGAACCAGAGGCUCUACCACAGCCUGCAGGAUUACGCCAAGCGCUACACCUGGUCAGGUAUGGGCAGGGUGCACAAAGGAGUCCGCGAUCAAGGCCGCUACCUUAAUAGCCGACCAACUAUCCAGCGGCCAGAGGUCUUUUUUCUGCCAGACCUGCCGUCAGCACCUUUUUUCUCCAGGGAGAUACAGAGGCAUGACGUGGAGCUGCUGGAGCAGAGCUUCCCUGCCCUUCUGGCUGAGUUUGAGAGCAUCUACCACCAGCCUCCGGCCCGCAGUGGCUCCCCUCUCCCGCCGGGUUGGAAGGUCAACAGCACUCCCCGCGGGCAGUGGUGGACCUACUACCUCGUUAACCAAGGCACCCCUCUGGUUCUUAAUGUGAGGAGAUGUCCGCGGGCGUGGAGGGUGCUGGGACAGCUGCGAACCUUCAUCGCCAACAACGUGUUCGGCAACGCCUGCUUCUCUGUGCUGACGCCUGGAGCUCUGAUCACUGAGCAUUAUGGUCCGACGAAUGUCAGGCUGCGCUGCCACCUGGGUCUCAGAGUUCCCCCUUCCUGUGAGCUCGUGGUCGGUGGAGAGCCACAGUGCUGGUCCGAGGGCAGCUGUCUGCUUUUUGACGACUCCUUCCUCCACAGGGCCUUUCACGAGGGUGGUGCAGAUGAUGGCCCCAGGGUGGUCUUCAUGGUGGACCUGUGGCACCCCAACGUGGCCGCUGCUGAGAGACAAGCCUUGGACUACAUUUUUACUCCGGGCCGUUUAGAGGACAGGGAAGGGAAAUAGGUGUGAGUGAGGAACCAUGUCCAAGCGAGAGACGGAUGGCCUUUAGAGAGGUGUCUGUAGGAUUGGGGAGCAACUCUUCUUUUUUUUUUCUCUCUCUGCCUCCAGACCAGCUCUCACAUUCACUGUGUACAUACAGUAUCUGUCAUAACUCUUCUUAGCAGAUGACGAAACAUUGGGCCUCCUUUAUCAAUCAUACUCAUGUUUUUGCCUGUAUACUGAAAGACAGCCACAUGGGAACGUACUCCAAACUUUAGCAGGUGCACAACAAACAUUUUACUUCAGUGUAUUAAAACCAUAGCAGAGACAUGUUAGGUUAUUUCUUUCAUUGGCGUUUGUUUGUUAGUUAGCAGGAUUACACAAAAACUACAGAACCGAUCUCCAUGAAAUUUUGUGAAGGGGUGGGGAGUGACCUAAAGAAGAACCCAUUGAAUUUUGAUGAUGCUCUGCAGUUUAUACGGACUUUAUCCGUAACCUAGCAUAAACUCUGUAGAUAUCCAGGAGAAUUCAAUCCGUAAGUACAGCAGGGGAUCUUCCAUUGGAUUAACCACGAGUGAGUGGGGGAGUCAAUGGUCCUUCUAACACGCGACAGGCGCAAAAAGAAAAAGAAAACAAAUAUACAUCUAUGGGUUUGUGGUGAUAAGAGCUGAUGGCUGUGCUGUAAAUAUGAUCACGUGAUCUCUGUAGCGGAGUUAAUACGUCACUUCAUGUCUCUGUCAGCUGCACCUGGCUGCUCCACCUCUCUUCUGAAUAAUGCGGGGGAUUUGAUGCUGUUGUGAACACAUCCAUGCAGAAAACCUCCCGCUGUGUUGUGCAUGUGUGAAAGGCAGUCUCUGGGUAAACUCCAUAGCCAAUUCUCCAGAUUUUACCCAGAGGUCAUGUCUGAAAACAGCUUAUGAGGUCCAUAGGCUAACCCACUCUACAGUAUUCGCUUUACAUGAACUGCAGUCAUCGAGCUAACCUUUAUGUGCCCUGACCUCCUACCAGGCAACAGCACAUGACUUAACUACACUAAACAUCUUGUGGUAUUGAUUCUUUUACUCAGACAUAUCUAUCUACACCUACAUACAUUUUUGCAAGGGCUAAGAUAUUUGAUCAUUCAACUUUUUACAUGAAUCAACAUAUCCAGUCCCACUUCAAUUUAACAUUUCGUGUCUGACAAAGACUCAACUGUCAGUGGGUUAGAAUAUUUUCAUUUCAGAACAAACGAACAACAAAUUUUUGCCUGCUUACAGAAUGUAUAUUUUCAGUGAUUGUAGCUUACAUGAUGUAUUUGUGCAAAAGUAACACUGAAGGACUGAUACAGGAUGAUUAAAUAAAUCAAUGCGGGAUGUUUGUUUCAGUCAGAUUUCGAGCUUGGUUUUUUACAGGCUGUACAGUUUGGGAUUUUAAGACAUUCUGACUAAACUGGCGACUGCAGAUAGAUCUGUUGUUCGCAGUGGUUACAAUGACAUGCUCCUGUGUUAAUCAUUAUUAAGGCAAACAGAUUUCAUCCACAUGUGGUUUGAUAAGUGAGGUCCAAUCCAGUCGUGACAUGAAUGUUUCCAGACGUCUCUGUCUCGACGACUCCUGCUGCUGUGGUAGUUGAUUGUGCUCCCCUUUGGAAAAGUCAGCCCUGCUUUCUCAAGACAUGGUUAGAGAAGCACAUUUUUAGGUCCAACUGUGUGAGUCGGCCUGUGCUGUGUCACUGGAAAUGAAGUGUUUUUGGUAAAUUUACUAAACUCUUGUAAUUUGCUUGUAUUUGAUAUCAGGUUUGUAUUUCUGUACAUAGGGUCGAGUUAAAAAGAAAAAAAACUACUGAACAGUCUGAGAUGUUUUGAAAUGAUUGUCUUCAAUGCUAUAACUAUUGUGUUGUCUUGAUUUUACAGCUGAAGUGAUGGCAUUUUCAUUCUCCGUUCUCAAAGAGCCAACCAUGAGAUCAUUUUGAUAGAUUGAAUUUGUAGAUUCUGUAAAAUGUUUAUGAAGUAUUAUCUCCGUUGUUCUGUGAUGUUUUUUUAUUUCAGGACUCUGUAAUUUUUGCAGCGCCACGCGUUGCCCAUUGUUAAAGCCACAACCCUUGAUUCUUCGACAGCACUUAAUGGGUGUUCGUGCACAGUGUAAAAGGUAGAGAAAAUUCAUCUUUAGCAGCUUUACAAGUCCACUGCAAUUCAAGAUAAUCAUGGACUCAAUGCCAAUGUUUACAGAAGCACGAUCAUUUUCAAGUUGUUUACAACAUCGGACGACAUCGACACUCACAUUGAGCUGUCCAUACCUACUGUAGAUUUGAAAUCAAGAGUGCUGUAAAUCCACUUUAGACGAUGAAAUCUGUCAUUCCGAAGCAUUUGCUUUAUAGUAUAUGAUGGGGCAACCAUAUUGUUUACAUUUGGAUUAAAGAUUUGUGCUUUAACACA
Paralichthys olivaceus (Japanese flounder) is the source of this 4217-nucleotide messenger RNA. It is a transcript of the gene asphd2, whose product is annotated as aspartate beta-hydroxylase domain containing 2. The record is from RefSeq and is a predicted model, not a curated record. Gene Ontology annotation, cellular component: membrane. NCBI's taxonomy places the organism in Eukaryota, Metazoa, Chordata, Actinopteri, Pleuronectiformes, Paralichthyidae.